AGGGGGCAGGGCCAGGGCAGAGGCUGGCAUGGCUGGCACCGUCCUGCCCGCGCCCGCGGGCACCGACCUGGGCUGGGGCCUCGAGGGGGCCCGGUGGCGCCACAGCUGGGACUGGCCCCUCACCAGCAGUGGGGUGGGGCUGGAGAACCGGCCCCCACAGCCCUUCCCGCCCCCCGCCGCCCGCUCCACAGUCCAUGAGCCCCUGCCCCCCGGCGCGGAGCGGCCCCCGCGGGAAGAGCUGAUCCGGCGCCUGGCGACCACCACGGGCCUCUGCCACGACGUGAAAACCCACGGAGGGGUCCUGGGGCAGCCCGGCUACCUCCUGCCCGCCCCGCUGUGGAGAGUCCACGGCAACAAGGACCUCCGGGACAAGCUGCAGCUCCGCGCCUGGCGGGUCCCGCUGACCCCGGGGGGCCGGCCCAGCGAGACCCGGCACCGGUUCUGCGGCUGGCCCCACCUGCCCCCCGAGCCCGCCCACCACGCCGGCCCCCAGCCCUUCGCCCUGGCCGCCCACCACAGCGACGGCGCCUCCAAGUCCAUGGUGGCCAGCACGGAGAACAAGCCCCUGGCCGGAUCCGUCUUCUACGUCCGCGACGGGGCGGUUCUGAGCCGUCUGGACCCCUACGUCUCCGUCACCAGCCGGGACAUCCGCACCUUCACCCCGCAGGAGCUGCAGGGCUACGCCCGGAAAGACGCCCUCACCUACUGGCAGUUUGAGGGUUACCCGAAGGCCUGGGGGCACGGCCUGAGGGACCCCUCCCUGGGCAAGGACGCGGCGCCCCCCAUCCGGCCCCCCGGCCCCCCACGUGACCCCGGCCUCUUCCCCAGCCCCACCCGCCCUCCCCGCCUGCCAACGCUGGCCCCUGCUGUCCCACACCGGGGGACGCUGAGCCUGGCACAGGAGUCCUACGGGCCCCCCCGCUGUACCCCCAGCAGCCAGGGCCCCCCAGCCCGGCCCCCCACCAUCUGCCCCCCCGUAGCCGGGCCCCGGAUCCUGGCAGUGCCCCUGAUGUACCGCACGGAGUAUCAGUGUUAUGGGAGCAGCAAGCCGGGGCCUGUCUGAGGGGUCCCCCCCAUACUGUGCACCCCAACAUGCUAUGAUACGUCA
Messenger RNA from Mauremys reevesii (Reeves's turtle), 1108 nucleotides. RefSeq lists its product as uncharacterized. NCBI's taxonomy places the organism in Eukaryota, Metazoa, Chordata, Testudines, Geoemydidae. Bases 29 to 1063 code for a protein of 344 amino acids. The transcript has 5 exons. The record is from RefSeq and is a predicted model, not a curated record.